AUGGUUAUUUUGUUUUAACUGUAGUAAAACAUGGUUAUUUUUCGUAAGGGAACCAACCCCACUUAAAGUUUUGUGUAACUGCUCCGCUCGAGAUUCCGGUGAUCGGUGAUCCACUUCAUGUUUUCCCGUCCGCUCAGCAGCUUUCACAAUCUGUGUCCUCUGUCUGGAGAGCGGAGACGACAGUUUUCGAAGUUCGUUGCAUUAACAGUGCAGUGACUCCUGUCAGCCACCAUCUCAUCCACAAUCCGUGUCAGCCACAAUCCCAAGCGACAAUGAGGUUUGAUAUGGAGAUGUGUUUCAGAAUAUCUCUGAUGUUUCUGCUCAUGACUGCUGAUGUUGAUGGUCAGCAGGUUUGGGUGAAUUACAGCCCUUCAUAUGUUUGUGCAUUAAGAGACUCAACAGUGAGAUUAAAUUGUACUUUAACUCAAUCUGAUAGAUUUUGGGUCACAGCCACCUGGACCAAAUCAGCAUAUACACAUAACCUGUGCUCAGACACAAAUUACACAGGAAAGGUUCAAUGUGUUUACAGUGAAUAUAAUGACACUCACAGCAUCAUUUUGACAAAUGUGACAGAAGCUGAUAAACACAUCUACUACUGCAGAUUUACAACAAACUGUGGAUACAACUGUGAAUAUAAUGUAUGGAUUCCUGGUGUUCAGCUUGAUGUCACAGACCUGCAGGUGGAGACAAAUCAGAGAGUGAAAGAGGGAGAUUCAGUGACUCUUACAUGUAAAACCACCUGCAGUCUGACUGAAGAAACAACAUUCAUCUGGUACCGAUACAUAGAUAAAUUCACUAAAGGAAGAAUUACAUUGAAUCAACUUCACCUGCAGUCAGUCAGUCGUGAUGAUUUUGGAGUUUAUAGAUGUGCUGCUGCUGUAAGAGGAUCUGAAAGUCUUCUGUUCUCUCCUGGUAUUCAUCUUACAGUAUAUCAUCUUGAUCAGCCGGAUUGGGGAGUGAAUUACAGUCCUUCAUAUGUUUGUGCAGUAAGAAGUUCAACAGUGAGAAUAAACUGUACUUUAAAAUAUCCAUCUGACCGUGUGGUGAAUGAAGCCUUCUGGACCAAAGCUAUUGAACUUCAUACGGUAGAACCAAACCUGUGUGUGGACCCAAAAUACAAAAGAGGAGUUUGUCAAAGGGAAAAUCAAGACAUUCACAGCAUUACUUUAACAAAUGUAACAGAAACUGAUAAACGCAUCUACUACUGCAGAUUUAUAACAGAUAAAGAUGGUAAAUGGAGAGGAGUUCCUGGAGUUCAGCUUGAUGUCACAGACCUGCAGGUGGAGUCAAAUCAGAGAGUGAAAGAGGGAGAUUCAUUGACUCUUACAUGUAAAACCACCUGCAGUCUGACUGAAGAAACAACAUUCAUCUGGUACAGAAACAAUCAGAGAUUCACUAAAGGAAUAAAAACAUUGAAUCAACUUCACCUGCAGUCAGUCAGUCGUGAUGAUUCAGGAGUUUAUAGAUGUGCUGCUGCUGUAAGAGGAACUGAACGUCUUCUGUCCUCUCCUGAUGUUUAUCUUAGUGUUGAGUAUCCCCCUGAGAAAACUUCAGUGUCCAUCAGUGGAUCUGGUGAAAUAAUGGAGGGUGAUUCAAUGAAUCUGACCUGCAGCAGUGAAUCAAAUCCACCUGUUCAGAUCUACAGCUGGUUUAAGGAGAAUGAAACAUCAUCUGUUGGAUCUGGACAGACGUACCGCAUCACUAACAUUAACUCCAGUCACAGUGGAUGGUUUUACUGUGAGGCUCAGAAUGAAGUCGGAUCUCAGAGAUCUGCUGCUGUAUCAGUCACAGUAACAGGGGUUCAUGGUUUUGCUCUUUAUACACUUUAUGGGAUUCUGGCAGGAUGUGGAGCUUUGUUCUUCAUCAUCAUCUUCAUCAUUUUGUUUAUUAUAAAGCACAGAAGAGGUCAUACAGCAGAAGACAUCAAGCAGAAGCAGACGGUUGACUCGAGUGAUGAUACAUACACAGCUCUGAAUCCUGAGUCCAGAACAUCUGAUGACAUUUACAACACAAUCAGAUCUGAUCAGUGCAGCGCUGCUGAUGGCGUCUACACGACUCUUGAGCUUCAAUCCAGAUCUUCUAAAUAUGACUCACACUGCAAAAAAUGAUUUUUUUUAUUUUUAAAUAAAGUUAGCAUAACAUAAGUAUGUUUAACAAAGAAAUACUCUUUUAUUUUUCUACUUCAAAAUGUCACGUUUAUUUCAAUGACUUAUGUCAAUGACAUAGAAAGUGUCCAGGUUUUUUAAUGUUUUAAGAACGUUUCUGGGUUGUUUAAACGUUAGAGGAAUGUAGCAUUCUACCAUUUUCAAACGUUAUGACAAUGUCAUGUUUUAAUGCUUACACAAUUUGAUUGUUAUGUAAAUAAUAGAGAAAUAUUGAAUUUUAUUAUUUUGAAACUCUUGUAAAACAUUCUUUUUGAAUGUUCAGAAAAAAUAUUGCUGUGGAAAACACAAUUUGUUUAUUGACCUAGAAAUUGUGGUUCACUCUUUUAUAACAUCUAAGCUUGACUACUGCAAUUCGCUAUAUAUCGGUCUACCCCACACUCUGCUUGGCCACUUACAGUUAGUGCAGAAUGCAGCGGCAAGGCUUUUAACGGGGGUGAGAAAGAAAUACCAUAUUAGUCCUGUACUUCAAUCUCUACACUGGCUUUCAAACGUUUUUGACAAUGUCAUGUUUUAAUGCUCACACAAUUUGAUUGUUAUGUAAAUAAUAGAGAAAUAUUGAAUUUUAUUAUUUUGAAACUCUUGUAAAACAUUCUUUUUGAAUGUUCAGUAAAAAUAUUGCUGUGGAAAACACAAUUUGUUUAUUAGGUUUAGAUGAUGAUGUUUUCUUUCAAGUAAA
This is a messenger RNA of Paramisgurnus dabryanus, 2841 nucleotides long. The record is from RefSeq and is a predicted model, not a curated record. NCBI's taxonomy places the organism in Eukaryota, Metazoa, Chordata, Actinopteri, Cypriniformes, Cobitidae.